This is a messenger RNA of Tachysurus vachellii, 1197 nucleotides long. RefSeq names its product DNA-directed RNA polymerase II subunit RPB1-like. The record is from RefSeq and is a predicted model, not a curated record. The transcript has 3 exons. NCBI's taxonomy places the organism in Eukaryota, Metazoa, Chordata, Actinopteri, Siluriformes, Bagridae. The coding region runs from base 692 to 1189 and encodes 165 amino acids.
CAUGACACUCAGUUCAUGUCGCACAUUAGAUCCACGAAAAUCCGUCGCCGCAUAUCCACAGAAGCGUGACGAAAAGGACAUCCACAUUAGCAACCAAGAAUCCAAAGGCAGGUACAAAAAUAAUGUUCGGUCGCCACUUGUAACACGUUUAUGGAGAUUAAGGAUAGUUGUUCAAUGUUAGGCCCGCAAAAAAAAAAUGACGGAGAACUCACAAACGCGUCACUCAAAAACGAUUUAUUCCUCCGUACACAGGGCAAAUCUCCAUAGUAUACGCAACACAUAGCACAUUGCUCUUAAAGGGGCUACACCGUUCUUAAAGCGGUAGCACCACUCCACUCGUUACAAGGUCUUGAAGUUCAGCAGGUGAAGCUAAUAACUAAUUAUUAAAACCCUAUCAUGAAACAUCAUCUGGUAGUUUAUGUUGUUUGCUUGUUUUAAUUUUUGUCUAUAAUUUUUUUUUCCUUUUACCAAAGGAAGAUUCAGAAUUAGACCUGGUGAUGUGCUGGAGGUAGAUGAGACUCCACUAGGGUGCAAAAAGGUUUUCUUUAUUGAAUGCUUAUCUUGGGCUGGACAUGCACACAACAGUGAACAGGCAUUACGAUGUGGAAUUAAACAAGCUUUGGCACUUUGUGAACAGCAGGCAUGGAGCUCAGUUGCUUUUCCGGUAAUUGGAACAGGAGAGCCACUGGCUAUGCCUGUACAAUAUGCCUCUAAUAUUCUGGUUGGAGAGAUUGAGACUUUUGGCCGGGCUGCAUCCACUAGUUCUCUCAGGACCACACGAAUUAUAAUAAUGCCUCAUUACCCAGAUUCUGAAAAGCAGCUCUGUUCUCCUGAACUUCCUGAGCAUCCUUAUCUGCUGUCCCAUAUUGUGAGGAAUCCUCCCGCUCGCACUUCCUCCUCUCAAACCCCUCUGGCUACCCUCAUGGACCAGAGAACUCAAACUGAUGGCUGUCCUCAUGCUGAACCUUGCUGCCCUGAGCUUGGAACUCCCGUCUCUCCUCCUCGUCCCUCAUCACCUCCUCUCGCCUGUAUCCGCCCUUUUUCUCCUGCUUUGGCUUCUCCCUCCUCUGGCUCUGAAACUGGAUUGCCAGUUUACAUUUCCCCUUCUCCCUCUCCUCAGCCUUGCUCUCCAGACUACACUCCUACCUCUCCUAGGCCUGAUAGUACUGGGCCUUAUUACUUUUUCUAAGUUUUAUA